AUGCAUAACCUGAGGCUACUUGGUGUUGUGGCGCUUCUUCUAGCAGGUGCCAGUCCGUGUCAACAUGAGCGCCGUGAGCGUCGGCCACACAUCAAAAGACAAGCGGUCCCGCAAACCCCUCUGACGGUCGAAGAGAAUACCUUGGUUGGCUCAGUAAGCACAACAACUCUUGAUCAGUGGUCAUACUAUUAUACCCAUGGAGCUCACCUUGCGGGAAAGAAUCUGAGCAUGGCUCAGUGGACUGCUGAUCGAUGGACAGAGAGUGGAUGGAAUUCAAGCAUCGUAUCCUAUGAUGUCUUUAUCAACUAUCCUGUCAGCAAGUCAUUGACGUUGACCUACUCCAACGGCAGUGUCUUUCAGCCUGCUCUCGAGGAGGCAGUCCUGGAAGCAGAUGAGACCACCAGCUAUCCAGACAGAAUACCCACAUUCAAUGGCUAUUCCGCAAGCGGAAACGUCGAGGCCGAGUACGUCUAUGUUGGAAGAGGUCAACAGGUGGAUUUUGAGAGGUUGAAAGCACUGGGUGUGCCCCUCGAAGGAAAGAUUGCCAUCGCUCGUUACGGAGGGCCCUUUCGAGGACUGAAAGUGAAGAACGCCCAAGAAAACGGAAUGAUUGGAGUUAUUCUCUUCACUGACACCGCGGAUGACGGAAAGAUUACUGAGGCAAAUGGUUACGCUGCGUAUCCCGAUGGCCCUGCGCGAAACCCGACGACUGUACAACGGGGAAGUGUUCAGUUUCUCUCCACAUACCCUGGGGACCCAACGACUCCAGGGUACCCUUCGAAAGAAGGAUCCCCAAGAACAGACGGGUCUGCUGCACUGCCGCACAUCCCCUCGAUUCCAAUUUCUUGGUUAGAUGCAAAGCCUAUCCUGGCCGCACUCGACGGACAUGGGACCGCCGGGGAUCUUGUAAACCGCUCAGGCUGGGUCGGAGCUCUAAAUGUGUCCUACUCCACCGGUCCUGCCCCAGGUGCGCAACUCAGCUUGAGCAACGUAAUGGAGGAAACCAUAACACCCAUCUGGGAUGCCAUUGCCGUCAUCAAUGGAACUAAUGCAGACGAGACUAUUGUGAUAGGCAAUCAUCGGGAUGCUUGGAUUGUGGGCGGCGCAGCUGACCCGAACUCUGGAACUGCUGUUAUCGUGGAGCUCGCAAAGGCAUUCGGGAAGCUCCUGGAGCAAGGCUGGAAACCGAAGCGAAACAUUGUGCUUGGCUCUUGGGACGGCGAGGAGUAUGGUCUCCUAGGAUCCACCGAGUUUGUCGAAGAAUACAUCCCAUGGCUGACUGACACAGCUGUGUCUUAUUUAAACGUUGAUAUCGCAGCCUCCGGACCACACCCGUCGGUGGAUGCAACCCCUGAGCUUCAUCAAGUCGCAAUUGAAACGAUGAAGAAGAUUUCAUGGAUGGACACUAACAGAACGAUGUACGAUGUUUGGUACGAAGAUACGGAUGGUGAAGUCGGCGUACUCGGUAGCGGGAGCGACUACACUGCAUUUGUCCAUAAUGGCAUUGGAUCCCUUGAUAUUGGCUCGAAUCCAGGUGCCGAGUCUCCCGUUUAUCCGUAUCACAGCAACUUUGAUUCAUAUCACUGGAUGACAAACUUUGGGGAUCCAGGCUUCUUGGCACACAAGUCAAUUGCACAGUACCUUACUCUUCUGGCUUAUAGCUUAGCUGAUACCGAUGUUAUUCCCUUUAACGUAUCCAAUUUUGGAGUUCAGAUGAAUAGCUACUACGACGACUUGUUGUCAACUGUCAAAUCGACAUCCUCUUCGGUGGAAACAGGUCCACUUCGCUUGGCGAUCGACGAUUUCACUCAAAGCGCUUUGCAAGUUCAGCAACAAGAAGAGCAGGCAGUGGCGUCAGGCGACGCUGCUACGCUCAGCUUGGUGAACUCCAAGUAUCGUGACUUCCAAAGAGGCUUCAUUUCCCAGGGCGGCUUGCCAGGGAGGGAAUUCUUCCGCCAUCUCAUCUUUGCUCCAGGGUCUGACACAGGAUACGCUCCAGUCACUUUCCCUGGUAUAACCGAAGCCCUGCAGGCUGGCAAUGUCUCAACCGCUACUGAGUUCAUCACAAAGACUGCGGCGGCUAUCAAAGUUGCUUCAGAUAUCCUCAAGAUAUAA
This is a messenger RNA of Neoarthrinium moseri, 2115 nucleotides long. RefSeq lists its product as uncharacterized. The record is from RefSeq and is a predicted model, not a curated record. The transcript is spliced from 5 exons. NCBI's taxonomy places the organism in Eukaryota, Fungi, Ascomycota, Sordariomycetes, Amphisphaeriales, Apiosporaceae. The coding region runs from base 1 to 2115 and encodes 704 amino acids. Gene Ontology annotation, molecular function: carboxypeptidase activity.